Molecule: messenger RNA, 705 nt
Organism: Mesorhabditis spiculigera
Lineage: Eukaryota; Metazoa; Nematoda; Chromadorea; Rhabditida; Rhabditidae
Source: the annotation of a GenBank genome assembly
AUGCUCUGGCUAACAUUUGCAACCAAAUUUUGGCGCCUCCUGAUCGAUUCGAUAGGCGAGGAUGCCGUUAGAAAUCGAUGCUCAAAAGAAGAUCUGGCCCGAAUUCAAAACAAGAUUCACCUGGUCUGCUUGCCGAGUGAAGAUGAGAUGGGGAGACAGCUCUGGAUCGUCGAUGAGGGCCGACUUCCCGCAUGGAACGAUGACUACAAACCAGUGGAGCAGGCAGCCGAGCCCAUCAGAAACUUCUUGGAAAGGCAGCAAGCCGCCAUGGAUGAUAUCAUCAAAUACUAUGAGGAAAAUAAGGGCAAUUUGGCCGACAUGCGAACAAUGGCCGGGCAGAUCAGGUUCGGCAAAAAUGCGAAUCAAUCCAGCUGCAACCUCAUCAUCCACAGCAAAGACCUUUCGGACCGGGCGAUCACGAAACAGCUGGCUGAGAUGGUCCUCUCGGUGUCGUUCACCAGAUUUGUGCCGGAAAAGAACUCUCGGGUCAAGAUUGUUUCCGAGAAUACGGCAACUGGCCACCUACUGACGCAGGUCGUCGAAAUUCUAUUGGAAAACGGAGUCGACAUCGACAUCCUGCACGUAAAGGUCAAGUCCGAUGUGGCCGUGAUGAUGGGCAAACACCUUGGCACAAGAAACUUCACGCCAUUCACGCCGCUGUGCGCCGGCAUGCUCGACGAUUACAAGGCAUUGGCGAAGACAUUU